This is a messenger RNA of Cynara cardunculus var. scolymus (artichoke), 1396 nucleotides long. Its product is annotated as putative tRNA pseudouridine synthase. The record is from RefSeq and is a predicted model, not a curated record. The coding region runs from base 59 to 1333 and encodes 424 amino acids. Lineage: Eukaryota; Viridiplantae; Streptophyta; Magnoliopsida; Asterales; Asteraceae. The transcript is spliced from 6 exons. Gene Ontology annotation, biological process: tRNA pseudouridine synthesis; mRNA pseudouridine synthesis. Gene Ontology annotation, cellular component: nucleus. Gene Ontology annotation, molecular function: RNA binding; pseudouridine synthase activity.
UUACAAUAGCAACAGUCCAGAUACCUGUUCAGCCACUCUCAAACCUCAAUCAUCUCCAAUGGCGACCUCUUCCCUCCGAUUUGCAUUCUCCCCUCUUAUUCAUGGCCGUAGCUCCUCUAAAAUUUUAUUCUCAGUCCCUAAUCAUAAAACCACAUCCAUCAAAAUCCUCUGUUUCUCCUCCUCCUCCUCCUCUGCAUCUUCUCCUUUAACCACCACUCUCGAUACCCUAGCUCCUCCACCAUCGAAUCAUUCCGUCGACAGAAACACUUCUUCUAAUAAAUGGGAGCCUUUCCGGAAGAAGAAGGUCGUCAUGCGUAUCGGCUACGUCGGCACCGAUUACAGAGGAUUGCAGAUGCAGAAAGAUGACUCCAUAUCCACUAUAGAGAAAGAGCUGGAAACCGCCAUUUACAAAGCAGGUGGAAUUCGUGAUAGUAACUUUGGGGAUUUGCAAAAGAUAGCAUGGGCUAGAAGUAGUCGAACUGAUAAAGGAGUUCAUUCUUUAUCGACAAUGAUAUCACUUAAAAUGGAAAUCCCUGAAUUCGCCUGGACUUGUGACCCCAAUGGAAUAGUACUUGCAAAUCUUGUUAAUGCACAUCUUCCUAAAAAUAUCAGAGUUUUUAGCAUUCUACCUUCACAGAGGAGUUUUGAUGCUAGAAGGGAAUGUAAUAUCCGGAAAUAUUCUUACCUCCUUCCUGUUGAAGUCAUUGGGAUUACCAGUAACUUCAGUGCAUCUGAAAUUGAACAUCACUUAUCAGACUUCAAUGAUAUACUUAAUUCUUUUGAGGGACAACAUCCUUUCCAUAACUAUACAAUCCGAUCCAAGUAUAGGAAGAAGUAUUCAGCAAAACGAUCUCCUGAAAGUGGGCGUAUUGCCAAUAGAAGAGCGAAAUUGUCAACUGAGCCACCCGAUGCCAUGGCUGAUGACAGUGAUGGGGAAGAAUCAUUGGGAUAUGGUGAUGGAGAAGAAGCUCUUGGGACAGGUGAAAUGUUCGAUGACGAACAAAUGUCAUUAAGACACAUUGAUUCUGAUACGGAACUGGUUGAUGAAUCUGAUGCAAAUGGGAAUAGUUUGAAGGAUCUACCAAUCCUUGCUAAAUGGCUACACGAACCUGAUGAGAAAGACAGGUUAAGCGGUUCCCAUUUUCGAAGAAUCUUCCAAUGUUCGUGUGGAAAGAUGGAGCAGUUGUUUGGAGCGCGCUAUGUUGAGAUCUCCAUUUGUGGAGAGUCAUUCAUGCUGCAUCAAGUCAGUAACCUCUGUUCAUAUAUGUAUGAGUUUGCUCGAUAUUUUCAGUGUUUUCAGAAUAUACAUGCAUGUUGUGUUUACAGUUUCUAGAGCAUGCUAAACUUUUUCAGUACAAGUUUUAUGUUUUGAGUCUUUCGCUGCGAUGUUUGUACA